CGCAAACAUACAUACGUUUAUAACUUCCAACAUCAGUGUGGUGCGCGUGCGUGUAAAGUGAGGACGUUUCGUCAUGGCAGUCAGAUUGGUUGUGAACAAAUUCUUGCACAAAUCCACGAGUAAAACCGGCACACGAUGCAUGUCACAUUAUCCAAUAGAUGAAUACGUCUUUGGACUGUCAUCGGAACAGCAGCAACUCAGGAGUUCUGUCUUCGACUUUGCACAAAAGGAGUUGGCACCAAAGGCAGCUGAAAUCGAUAAAGAAAAUAACUUCAAGGGGCUCAGAGAAUUCUGGAAGAAACUUGGACAUCUAGGUCUACUAGGAAUAACUGCAAAUCCAGACUAUGGUGGUACAGGAGGAAAAUAUUCAGACCAUUGUGUCAUUAUGGAGGAAUUAUCCAGAGCUAGUGGAGGCAUAGCAUUGUCGUAUGGAGCACAUUCAAAUUUAUGCGUUAAUCAAAUCAACAGAAAUGGUAACGACGCACAGAAAAGUAAAUAUUUGCCAAAGCUAUGUUCAGGAGAACAUAUUGGCGCUUUGGCUAUGUCCGAGCCUGGCGCUGGAAGUGAUGUGGUGUCUAUGAAGCUACGAGCCGAGAAACAAGGGGAUUACUACGUAUUAAACGGAAAUAAGUUUUGGAUCACAAAUGGCCCCGACGCUGAUGUUUUAGUGGUCUACGCUAAAACAGAUCUUACAAGUAAACCACAACACGGAAUCACGGCAUUUUUAAUUGAAAAAGGCUUUCCGGGUUUUACAACAGCGCAAAAAUUAGACAAACUCGGAAUGAGAGGAUCUAACACAUGUGAAUUGGUAUUUGAGAAUUGCAAGGUACCAGCUGAGAACAUUUUAGGGGAGAAAAACAAAGGUGUUUACGUGCUUAUGUCAGGAUUAGAUUUGGAACGGUUAGUAUUAGCCGCGGGUCCAGUUGGGCUAAUGCAAGCCGCUGUGGACGUCUCUUUCGAAUAUGCUCACACGAGGAAACAAUUUGGAAGAAACAUUGGAGAAUUUCAGUUACUACAGGGUAAAAUGGCGGACAUGUAUACAACCUUGAGCGCUUGCCGAAGCUACCUAUACAGCGUAGCUAAAGCGUGCGAUGAGGGUCACGUCAAUAGCAAGGAUUGUGCCGGCGUCAUCCUUUAUUGUGCGGAAAAAGCAACGCAAGUGGCUUUGGACGCCAUACAAAUUCUUGGUGGAAAUGGUUACAUCAACGACUACCCAACAGGCAGGUUACUUCGUGAUGCGAAGUUGUAUGAGAUUGGUGCUGGCACAUCUGAAGUUAGGAGAAUGCUCAUUGGCCGAGCAUUGAACAAUGAAUAUAAAUAAAAGCAUUUUAUUGGAUAAUAAAUUAUAUUUUAUUACACACUUAGUUUCGUAUAAUACAAAUGUAUGAUCUAUUUACACAUAUUUACUGACAAAUUAAAGCUUAUAUUAUUAUA
Messenger RNA from Manduca sexta (tobacco hornworm), 1434 nucleotides. It is a transcript of the gene Ivd, whose product is annotated as isovaleryl-CoA dehydrogenase, mitochondrial. Gene Ontology annotation, molecular function: 3-methylbutanoyl-CoA dehydrogenase activity; flavin adenine dinucleotide binding. Gene Ontology annotation, biological process: L-leucine catabolic process. Gene Ontology annotation, cellular component: mitochondrion. NCBI's taxonomy places the organism in Eukaryota, Metazoa, Arthropoda, Insecta, Lepidoptera, Sphingidae. The transcript is spliced from 9 exons. The coding region runs from base 74 to 1321 and encodes 415 amino acids. The record is from RefSeq and is a predicted model, not a curated record.